Carassius carassius (crucian carp) is the source of this 2783-nucleotide messenger RNA. RefSeq names its product rho guanine nucleotide exchange factor 37-like. The record is from RefSeq and is a predicted model, not a curated record. Gene Ontology annotation, cellular component: cytoplasm. Lineage: Eukaryota; Metazoa; Chordata; Actinopteri; Cypriniformes; Cyprinidae. Gene Ontology annotation, molecular function: protein binding; guanyl-nucleotide exchange factor activity. The transcript has 13 exons. The coding region runs from base 626 to 2749 and encodes 707 amino acids.
UUUAUCUUAGUGUGAAGAACAUUUUUAUAAUCUGAACAGCCUUUUCCACUGUAAAGCACCUUUUGUGGCAUGAAAAGGUUGCAUGGAUGGUAAAGGUUCUGUGUGGAACCACUGAUGCCAGUAGAGUGUUGUCGUUAGGAUGUAUCUGAAUGAAAUGGUCGGGUUAAAGGGCUUUUGUGCUUUAACGACUCUACCAUCAAGUUGGUGAGAAUUUCCUGGCCACAUGGGGCAUUUGUUUACUGCUGUCUUGUAGAGUGUGUGUGUUUGUGUGAGAGUGUGUGUGGUGCACCAGCUCUUGAAACCGUGCCUUCCAAUCAGCUUCAUCCUGCACAGGCGUCACUUCCUUCCCAAUGGCUACUGCAGUCAAUCUGUGCAUUCAUCAAAGCCUGUGUCUGCCUUUGUCCUAUCCGGAUCCCCACUGCUAAAAUCCCACCUCCUCCCCGCUGACCCUCCCAUCCCCCUUCCCACACACCCGUGCCACAUGAGGCCCUGCAGUGUGACUCAGUGGACAAACUUACACCAGUCUGAGAGUCUGGGCCAGGCUUUCCCAAGCCACACACCUCAGUUUGCCAGCGCAAGAGACACACAGGGUUAGGCUUUGCCAUUCCGUAAAGAUAUCCCUGCCAUGGCGAAUUCCCUGAAGGCAAAUGUAACACUGAAAGCAAAGAAGGAGAUCAGAGAAGAGAAAGAGGGAGCUAAAGAAAUGGAUGACACCUUGGAUAAGCCUGCAGAGGAGGAAGAGGAUGAAGAGGAGAGGAAGGCCCGGGCCGCCGCGAGAGAGAGAGCCGCUCAGAGGCAGCUCAUGACCAUAGAGGAGCUGGUGCAGACUGAGAGGAACUACCUGAAACAUCUGCACCUCUGUACGGUCACCAUCCACAGCAACCUGCAGAAACUACAGCCUCCUCCUCCAAACCUGGAGAACAUGUUCCAGCACAUAGAUGAAGUGAUGGAUGUUUCCAGCAGACUCCUGAGCCUCCUCGACCAGACACAGAUUCAUCACAGUGAUCCGAAAUACCUGGAAACUCUCUGUGAUUCCUUCCUGAGUCUGUCUCAAGAUAUAGAGAUGGCUUAUAAAGAGUAUCUUGCCAACUACAACAACAUAACCGCUCUAGAGAACAGCUACAAACAGAAAGAAGUGCUGUGGGUGGAAAUGGUCCGAAUCGUCAAAUCAUCUGCUCCUGAUGUGAAUGCAUCCACUCUGAGCUUCUUCCUGGUGAUGCCGGUUCAGAGAAUCGCCCGUUACCCACUGCUGCUGCAGACCAUUCAGAAACACACAGACCCCGGGCACCCUGCGUACCCCUUACUGGAGCACACCGCUCACACUGCAGUCCAGAUCAACUGCAGGAUCAAUGAAUACAAACGCUUCCGUGAAGUCGCUGACAAAUACAAGAAGACAGAGAACCUGACCAUCAAGGACAAGAUCAAUCGGCUGAGUGGGCACAGUAUUGCCAAGAAGACGGCCCGGUUCAGCCAGUACAUAAAGCACGAGACAGGAAUGGUGCCUAAGUUGAAAGAUGAAGAAUUUGAUGCCCUUGCUGGCUUCUUCUUUGUCCUGGAGAGGGGCGUCUCAGAGCUUCACGAUAACCUGGAGGCCUAUCUCCACCAUCUGCAGAGGUUCCUCCACUGCAGACCAGAGGAAGCAGAUCUUGAUCUGGAAGGAGAGAAAACCGCCUUGUUCUCUAAAGAAAUCACGGUGGCACUCAGACAGUGGAUCUACCCCUCAUAUGAGGAGCGUUUGAAGACUUUAGUCUUUAAGCCCUUGAGCUCACUGCAGGAACUGAUGGCAGGACCACGUAACCUCAUCCGCAAACGUCAGGACAAGCUUCUGGACUAUGAGCUAAUCGAGGAGAAGAGUAACCUGAGCUUUGAGGAGCAAGCCAUAGCAAACACCUACAAGACCAUGAACACUCUCCUGCUGACCGAGCUGCCACAAUUCAACGGCAAAGCCCUGCAGAUCCUGUGGGCAUCACUAGAGUCCUUCAGCGCCCUUCAGAGAGACCUGGCGGCUGAUAUGGAGCAGCUGGCCACCAGCUUCACCCAUCAGCUCCCACACAGUUAUUUGGAGGACGGUGAGUUCUGGAAGUGGGCAGAGACUUCGGUGCUGGAGGGUUCAAGGAGGAUGGAGAGCCUGUGUCAGAGUGUUCAGGAUGAGCUCAAUGCUCCCAUUGUGCAGGCUCUCAAUACCGUGUGUGAGCAGCGUCUCAAGGCUCUGACCGCCAAACACGGCUCGGAGAAGAUUUACCAGCUGACAGGCCCUGUGGUGGGCACCCGUGACCUUGACCUGACCCUCAACAAGGGAGAGCUGGUAGCUGUCAUCAGUGAGAUGGACACGCGAGGAGACCGUCGCCGCUGGCUGGUGGAUGCAGGAGGCCCGAGGGGAUAUGUGCCUGCUUCAAAACUGGCACGUUACCACCAGAUCACCACUGACCCGCCGCAGUCUCCUCAUCUGAACGUCAUACCCAGCGGUCCAGGGCCACGGAGACACUCCUACACCCCCGGAGCCCAGCCGCUGCUGACCACAACUACGCCCUGUUUUCAGGUGUACGCGGGAUAUGACUUCACUGCGAGGAGCGCUCAUGAGGUUUCUCUGCGUGCCGGGGAGCAGGUUCUGGUGUUGGAGCAUCACGAUAAGCGUGGAAACAAGGACUGGAGUCUGGUGGAGGCGCGUGGCCAGAGAGGAUACGUCCCCUCUAACUACCUCGCCAUCCUCCCCUCGGUGAUCGCCUCACCCACCUUCCCUUACCGCUAGAAUAUCAUCAUCAUCUGCUGCUGAUACGACUCUU